Molecule: messenger RNA, 4770 nt
Organism: Rotaria sp. Silwood1
Lineage: Eukaryota; Metazoa; Rotifera; Eurotatoria; Philodinida; Philodinidae
Source: the annotation of a GenBank genome assembly
AUGGCUACACAAUAUUUUGAGCAUAAACUUGAUCUAGGGAGUUUUUCGGAACAACCUCAUUUUCAAUUGAUGGAAUGGCAUCCAUCAUUGAAUAUUCUAGCUGUAGCAUCGAUUACUGUUGGUACAAAUAUAUUCUUCUAUGGAGAAGAUGGUGAACAAGAUGAAGCAGCUCGUGUACAACAUACGGGUAAUGCUUCUUGUAUGGAAUGGCAUCCAGCUAAAAAAACUUUAGCGAUUGGUUUUUCAAAUGGUGAAUUGAUGAUAUGGCAUGGAUCAAAUCGUCGAUUAGAAAGUGUUAUUGUUCAUAAAAGUUGUAUAACAACAUUAACAAUAAAUAUGGAUGGAACACGUUUAUUAUCAGCUGAUCAAGAUGGUUUAAUCAUUCUUUGGAAAGCUGAGUCUUUAGCACAAAUAUCUCAACAAAGUGUAAUAUUGCAAGUUACUGUUCCUGGUGAAUCAGUUACAUACGUACUGAGUAAAUCAUCACCUUCAGGACGAUCUGAUCAAGAUUAUCGAGAUUUAGCUCGAGCAGCAGUUGAAGGUGAUCAAGCUGCAUUAGAUCUGCUUGCUAUGAGUACAAAUCGACAACAAUUUAAUGAACCAGUCACUUUUUAUGUUGGUACUGAUAAAGGAAAUGUUUAUAUGGUAACUGAUAAAUUACGAAAAAUAUGUUCGGCUGAUGAUGCCAUUGCACGUCUUUUAUAUUCAUAUGAUUAUGAUAUGCUUAUUGUUGUUACAAAAGGAAAUAUGAUGACACAAUAUAAUCUUCAACAAUUACAAACACAAUCUGAAGUUUUAAUUCCUACACAUUCUGGUAAAUUAUCUGGUCGACCAACAGAUUCAGAUUUUACUUUAAUUGGUACAACAUUAUUUGCUUAUGUCACUGGUGAAUCAACAAUACGAAUGAUUGAUCUUACUUCAUCAGAUAAUCUUCUAUUGAAAAUAAAUCCAGAAAUGGGUUAUGCUAAUAAUGAAGUUUUAAUUUCUGUAUCUUACAGUGCAAUGAAAGGAAUUAUUGCUGCUGGUACUAAUCGAGGAAAUAUUGCGUUUUGGAUUUAUAAUCCAAAUCGUCGUAUAACAGAUGUGGAAAAACGUUGGAUUCUUCAACGAGCUAAACAAAUUGCCACUGGUAUACCUAUUCGAAGUUUAAAAUAUUGUCCACAACGAAAUUGUCUUGCUGCUAAUUUGAUUUCACAAUUAUUUCUACUUACUGAUGAAAAUAUGUCAGCAGCUUAUCGAGAUCAACUUGCGGUUGUUCAACUUAGUCCAACAAUUAUUCAUAUAGCAUUUUUUCGCUAUAGUAUUGUCAAAGAAGAAGAAUUAGAUAUGCCAUUUAGAAAUUUAUGUGUUUCUAAAAAUCAUAUUGCUAUUUGGAAUAAAAAACAAAUUCGUAUUUAUGAACUUAUUUGUGAUGCAUCAAAAUCCGAUGAUGAAAAAGUUGUUCGAAAUGAAAAAGGUUGUUUUUCUUGUUCAGCAUCGAAUGUUAUUCUUUACGAUCAACUUUUAUUUGUACAAGAAAAUGGUCGUGUUAAUGUUAUGUCUUUUCAAGGAACAUCUCGACAAACAAUUGCAUUUGCACAAAAUGAAGGUGAAGUAAAUACAAUUAAUUCAAAUGGAUCAUUUCUUGUUGUUGGUUCAACCAAAGGCUAUGUGAAAGUUUUUGAUAUAUCUCGACGUGAAUUACGACAAAUUGGUAAAACAUUAAAUAUAAAUGCACACACACCAUCAGUUGAUUCAAUACGUGAAUUAGCAGUUAAUUGUACAGGAACAAAAGUUACAAUUCUAACAUCACAGACAAAUCUUAAUCCAAGUAGUCGACUCUAUGUAUGGGAUGUAGAAAAGGAUGUUGUGACAUGUUUUGAUUUUAGUUCGGAGAAAUUACCAGGUACUGAAUAUGGUUAUAUUAGACAAAAAGAUGCUACAAAAAAUACACCACAAUAUCGUCGUUAUCCAUCAAAUAUUCAAUGGGAUCCAGAAGAUUCUCGAUUGAUGGCAUUAGAAAUUUAUUUACAUCAACAAAAACUUGAUUUAAGUGCAUCAUUAAGUGGUGAUGAUAAAACUUAUGAUAUAUUGUUAACAAGUCGAGGAGUUGGAGAUGGUGAUUCAAGUAUGGCAGAUAAUCAUACAAUUACAACACGAGAAUCAAUUGUAGCAAAUCAAGAAGAUACGGCUGCAUCAUUAAUCGUCAGUAUGUUUUGCACAUCAGAUAAUCAAAUAUUUCCAAAAGAUGUUUUCCUACGAAAUGUUUCUUAUCGACAAUUGAUUGCUAUUAAAAUUCCAUUUUAUUUCUUUGUUACACGAGAUACACAUUCGGACUUAGAUCGACAUAUAAUUAAAUCUCAUCCAACAUUACCAACAUCAAAAACUGAUUCAUCAGAUACAAUUGAUGAAAAUGUUUCAAUGAAAAACUCACGUAUUCGUAUUCAACUUCCUAAACUUGAUACAUUAGAUAGUAGUGGUCUUAUUUCUCAAACACAUAGUCAUGAUCAACGUUCAAAUGGUUUUCUUUCAGAUUCAGAACUUAGUGAAAGUAUAGUCUAUUCAUCUUAUCUUACAGGAAAAACAAUGGCAGAUUUUAUUGGUGUUAAUGGUCUUGAAAAAAAUAUUAUUGAAGCAAUUAUGAAUUUUAGUUAUAAUUUAGUAUUAGGAGAUCUUGAUGCUGCAUUUAAAGCAAUAAAAAUUAUUAAAAAAGAAAGUGUCUGGGAAAAUUUAGCUCGUAUGUGUGUAUUAAAUCGACGUGCUGAUGUAGCAAAAAUUUGUCUUGGUAAAAUGGGUCUAUUUCGUGCUGCACGAGCUUUACGUGCAGUUGAUCAAGAUAAUCCUGAUACAAAAAUAGCUAUUUUAGCUAUACAUUUAAAUAUGAGAGAAGAAGCAGAAAAAAUUUUACUUCAAUCAAAACAAUAUGAUCUUCUUAAUCAAUUAUAUCAAUCAACAAAUGAAUGGGAAAAAUCUAUUGAUAUAUCAACACAUUAUGAUCGAAUACAUUUACGUAAUACAUAUUAUAAUUAUGCUAAACAUCUUGAAGAAAAUAAUCAAUUAGAAAAAGCAAUUGAAUUUUAUGAAAAAUCAGGAACACAAACUACUGAAGUACGACGAAUGUUUCUUGAACGAAAAGAUAUUGCAGGAUAUAAAGCAUAUACAGCAAAACAAAAUGAUCCAAAAUUAUUUCGUUGGUGGGGUCGUUAUUUUGAAAGUCGAGGUAAAAUGGAAGAUGCACUUGGAUGUUAUCGAAAAGCCAAUGAUAAUUUAUCAUUAUGUCGAUUGCUUUGUGAACAAGAUCAACCAGCUAAGGCUAUUGAAUUAUGCUCAGAUACAGGAAAUAAAGCUGCUUGUUAUCAUAUGGCAAGAUAUUUUGAAAAGAAAGGCGAUUAUAAACAAGCAAUUUCUUAUUUUCAACAAGCAUCAGCUAUUAGUAAUGCUAUGCGUCUUUGUCGAGAUCAUCAUUUGGAUGAAUAUUUGGCUAAUAUUGCUGUACAAGGUACACCUGAUGAUAUGCUUGAAGCAGCACGAUACUUUCAAACUUUACCUUUACAAGAAGAUCGUGCUAUUUUACUCUAUCAUAAAGCUGGAUUAACUUCGAAAGCAAUUGAUUUGGCAUUCAAACAUGAACGAUAUUCAGCGUUAGCACAAAUAGCUGAUAGUGUUGGUAAGAAUGUUGAUCCAACACAAGUGACUCGAAUGGCUGAUUAUUUUAUGCAAUUAAAACAAUUUGAUAAAGCUGUUGAUUUACUUGCAGCGAUUGAUCGAGUUGAUGAAGCAGCAGAUUUAGCAAUUCGAAAUGAAAUUCCAUUAACAGAAGAAUUACUUGAACGAUUAAGUCCUGCUAAACCUACUAACGAAGAAGAUAUGCCUAAAUAUCAAGCUAUUUGUGAAAAAUUAGGUGAUCUAGCUGUUAGUCAAGGAGCAUAUGCUGGUGCCGCAAAGAAAUAUCUCGAUGCUGGCAAUAAGAUUAAAUCAAUGCGUGCAUUGAUACAUUCUGGUGAUGUUGAACGUAUAACUAUGUUUGCAAGUGUAGCACGUAAUCGUGAAGUUUAUUUACUUGCUGCUGAUUAUUUGAAAACAUUGGAUUGGAAAAAAUAUCCAGAUGCAUUACAAAAUAUAAUGAAUUUUUAUAAAAAAGCAAGAGCAUAUGAAAAACUUGCUCAAUUUUAUGAUAUGUGUGCACAAAUUGAAAUUGAAGAAUAUCGAGAUUACAAUAAAGCAUUAGAGGCAUUAAUGGAAGCAUAUAAAACAUUGAGAGAUAAUGGUGAAAAUACAUUUACAAAAGAUGAAACAUUACAAGAACUUGAACUCAAAUGCCGAAAUAUAAAACGAUUUAUUGAUGCUAGAGAUCGAUACCUCAAUGAUCCCGAAACAGGUUCUCGUGAAUUGGCUAGUUUAUUAACAGAUCAAAAAAUAUUUAUCGGUGUUCAUCCAGGUGAUGUUUAUGGAAUGUUAAUCGAUCAUUUUGGACGACAAGAAAAAUAUAAACAAGCUGGAAUGUUACUCGAUGAAUUACAAGAACAUAUUCCUGAACGUUAUUUUUCUCAUUAUAUUAAUCCAAAUUUACUUUCGGCUAUUUAUGCUGCAACCGGACGUAAAAUGGCUCCACCAGAUCAACCAUCAGAGAGUAUGACGUAUAAUAAUGAUGACCAUGAAGAAAAACUAGUAACUGAUGAUUAUCAAAAUGAUCGACGACGAAAACAACAACAACAAGGAACUUUAGGCAAAAGUCAUAUCUAUGCAGAAGAAAUUGAUGACAAUAUUGAUUAUGGAGCUGUUGAUGACUGA